CUGCACUUCACGCGCAAUUUCCCUUGACGACUGACGACACUUUUGUAACGACCAUCUCACAAGCCCCCAGCGCGAGCUAUCGGCGAAGAAAGUCGCGUCGUUUCAUUCGUCGCACCCUCUGUUUUCCGCCGCCGCGCAACGUCAAAUCUACGCGACAGCCACCUUUCCAUCAUCACCCGCGUCCUCCACCAUGGCCGCCGACUUUGCGACCGACUCGCCGCUGGCGAUGCAACUGCAGCAGGUUGUCCAGCCUAAGCUCGCCGAGUUUGGAUGGACAACGGGCGGCGACGACACGACGCUCUUUGAGUACAUUCUGCUGAUGCUGGCCAACGAUAAGAAUGAAGCGCAGGUCGCCGCCGAACUAUCGAAUGACCUGCUAGAUCUGGGCCCGGAGAACACAGAGACACAGCAGUUUGCGCAGUGGUUAUUCGAGCAAAUCGAUUAUCUCCGACAGUCGAGCGGCGGCAAUGGACAGGUUGCGCAGUCGAUCGAGAGCCAAAUGGACAGCACAUCCAACGACCACGUAGCUGCCGGCCAAGAUACAGACAUGGAAGGCGUGUCAGAGGGACAAGGCACAAUUCCCACAGGCCCCAAAGCAAUGCGCAACGGCAGCGGAGCUCAAGCAGGACGCUCAGCACGCGGUGGCCGCAUGCUCAACCAGCUUAACAAAAACAUGGAUCGCAAUAACGAUUCAGCCCUGCAUCGCGUGCGUGGCGCCGGUGGCGGUGUUGGUCGAGUAAACGCACAUGCUCGGGAUCCGCCAAAGGGGCCGCGAGGUCAGAAUAUUGGUCGUGGUCUCGAAGCAAUGGCAAACGGACGGGGCAUGGGCAAUGCCAACGUCAAUAUGGGCCAGAACAACAUGAACGGUAUGCCCAUGGGCGGAAUGCCGGGUAUGCCCAUGAACCCAAUGGGCGGUCAGAACAACAUGAACGGCAUCGGAUUAAACCCGCAACAGCAGAUGGCCCUCAUGCAAAUGUACGAGCAGCAGGCUCAGAUGAUGCAACAGAUCUUCUCGGGUGGCGCCCCAACAGCUUUUGUCAACCCCAACUUUAACCAGAACAACCGCAAUGGAUCCAAGAAGCCGUUGCACCAACGUAUAGACCGGGGCGGCAGGGGCAUGAACCCAAACGCCAAGCCUUUUAAGAAAGACGGUGAAGAUGAGACCAUGGCGGACGGCCCCUCUGGAGAGAAUGGCAGCGGCAUGGACGUUGAAUUGCCCUCAGGGCGCCCAGAGCCAUCAUCAACCAUGUGUAAAUUCAACCUGCGAUGCACAAACCCAGAUUGCCCGUUUGUCCAUCAGUCUCCUGCUGCCAUGCCGGGCAUUACUGUCGACAUGAACGAUACCUGCGACUACGGAGCGGCUUGCAAGAACAAGAAGUGUGUUGGCAAGCACCCCUCGCCUGCGCAAAGACAAAAGUACCAGUCGGAGCAGGAAUGCGCUUUCUGGCCCAACUGCCGCGAUCCCUCAUCAUGUCCGUAUAAGCACCCAACGGCGAAACCGUGUCACAACGGUGCCGACUGCACAGUCGAAGGCUGCAAGUACGGCCACAGUUCGAUUAUGUGUAAGUUUAACCCUUGCCUGAACCCCCGUUGUUUGUACAAGCAUGAGCCGGGUCAAAAGAAGAAUACGACGAACGUGUGGGUGGCGCCCAAGGAAGGCGAGCACGUGAGUGAGAGGAAGUUUGUGGACGAUGAGCAAAAGGAGGAGCUCAUCCUGCCCAACAAGGAUCAGGACAUGAGCCAGGGACACGCACAAACGAGUGAGAGCGUGAAUGUACAAUCAUAGAAUGGCAUGAUUAUGGGUAAAAGAGUUGAGUUGUAGUGGGAUAUGAUACCAUCGGGAGCAGGUAGCUGUUUGGGGAGAGACAUGUACAAUAAGCCUUGUGAAUAGCUGGAUGAGGCAUUACGGUUGGCGGCGCUGCCGUGAAAUUUGGGGGAGAGAAAGGCCUUUGUUUGUUUUUUUGCCCCAAAAAAUGGAAGCUGGUUUCUCUGCGGCUAUCAAUGGCUGCAAAUCUUCUUGUUUA
Messenger RNA from Bipolaris maydis ATCC 48331, 2024 nucleotides. RefSeq lists its product as uncharacterized. Gene Ontology annotation, biological process: regulation of mRNA stability. The record is from RefSeq and is a predicted model, not a curated record. Gene Ontology annotation, cellular component: cytoplasm; nucleus. Lineage: Eukaryota; Fungi; Ascomycota; Dothideomycetes; Pleosporales; Pleosporaceae. Gene Ontology annotation, molecular function: poly(A) binding.